Molecule: messenger RNA, 2358 nt
Organism: Dictyostelium purpureum
Lineage: Eukaryota; Evosea; Eumycetozoa; Dictyosteliales; Dictyosteliaceae
Exons: 1
Coding region: 1-2358 (785 amino acids)
Molecular function (GO): protein binding
Source: RefSeq, a predicted model, not a curated record
AUGAAAAUAAAGGAAAUCAAUGAAGAUGUAAAAGAAGUAAAAGGCAUAAAUAGUAUCAGUGAUGAAAAUCAAUUGGUUUAUUCAAGUAUUUUCAAACAUUUAAAUAGAGGUGAAAUGGAUCAAUGUAUUGAAUUAAUUGAAAGAGAUCACUCAUUGGUUUAUUCAACUGAAGAUCACUAUGGCAUGACAGUUUUACAUUUGGCAUCAUCUUUAAAAAUGAGGAGACUAGUUAAAGUAAUUUUAGAUAUAGUUUCAGAUGACGAUUUGCUAUCAAGAAAUUUCGAUAUCAACAAACAAGAUAAUAAUGGCAAUACCUCUUUACAUUAUGCAUGUGCUUCAUCAAUUAGCGAAAUCACAUCCCCAAACCCAUCACAGCAGCAACAAAUUUCACCAACACCAAUAGUUCCAGAGCCAUCAGAUAUAAAUAGUUUUAUGUAUUUAAAGGAAAAGAAAUCAAAUAGAUACUCAGUGGUAGAACUGCUUUUAGAAAGAGGAGCCUCACCAACUUUAGCCAACAAGACCAAUAUGUUACCAAUUCAUCUAGCAUGUAAAGAAAUUGAUUAUAAAACUGUAGAGUUAUUAAUCGAAAAUAAUGAUGAUCAAGAUAUUAAAAUUUCGGAACCACAUGCAAAGGUAUUAGAUGCUUUCAAUUUCUCUUUACUGUUUCAAUCUUUACAGCCAAGCAUCUAUUUAACCAAGCAUGAAAAAGAAAGGAACGAAAAGAAAAAAGACAUUAUUUUAUCUAAAAUUGAUCCAAGUCUAAAAUGUGUCAAACAAGGUCCCACAUGUUUACAUUAUUCAUUAUCAAGUUUAAAAAAAAUUAAAGAUUUAACAAUCUCACUAUUUAUAAAUAACAAUGACAGCUUAGCAUCCUCAACAUCAUCUUUAUCUUCUUCCUCAUCAUCCUCUUCCCACUCAUCAACCUCCUCACCAAAUACAUCCAAAUUACAUCAACAACAAAGCAAAGAUAUUAAUAUUGUUGAAAGAAAUCACCCUCUUAUUAAAUUAAUUAAACUAUUGUUACAAAAAUCAUGCAAACCAAACCACAUUGAUGAAACAACAGGUAAAACAGCUUUUCAACAAUUUAUUCAUAUUUUCCCUUCAGAUGAAAAUGAAUUAAAUGAAUUUUUAAAUGUACCAAAUGCCGAUAGUGAAAACAAUUUUAAUGAAAUAUUUAAAGAAAUGAUCAAAGUUUUAAUAUUUUCUGUUACAAGACUAUUCCAUCAAUACAAAUAUGAUUUCAGUUUACCAAGUGAAAAGUCAAUUAUGGAAAGCGAUAAAGAUAUUGAAGAAACUCCAUUAGGUCAAUGUUCAAUGUAUACAAGUAAAUUGAUGGUUUUAGAGCAACUAUUAAAUUUCUUUAAUCAAACCAAAAUCCAGGGUAACGAAUCAAGUGAAGAAAACUACCAAAGGGUUAUAGAUUCAUUAAAUAAUCGUAACCAACCAGCUCUUUUUAUUGCAUGCUCUUAUGGUAAUACCAAAGCAGUAGAUUUAUUAUUAGAAGCAGGUUCUAGUCCAAAUAUGCUUGAUAAGUUUGGUUGCUCAAUGCUCCACGAAUCAUUAAACUUUAAACACUAUGACAUUGCAAAGAAAUUGAUACUGUGUGGAUCUGAUGUAAAUCUACCAAUGUCUGUAUAUCCUCAAUCGACACCUCUUCAUAUUGCUGCCAGUCAAGCCUGCUUUGAUAUGUGCCAUUUCUUAGUUGAUCAUGGUUCACUAUUGAAUGUUUAUGACUCAGAAAAACAAACCCCAAAAGAUAUUAUAGAAAAGAUUAGCCAAGAUCUUGAUGGCUUUUUUACAUCAAAUUCAACAAACGAUUUAAGCGAGCAAGAGUUUAAAGAGCAAAUUCAGGAUUUAAUAGAUUUCUUCCAAUACCAUGUUCAAAUAAACUUAGUUCAGAUUUCAAGCUUUGUAGUUUUCAAAGGCGAUUAUAAACAAAAGAUUCAUCAAUUUUUAAAAUCAAAAGAACGUAACCCAAAUAUUGUAGAUAAAUAUAUGAAUGAAGUUUUUAAAGAAUCUGAUAAAUUAGAUGCUUUAAUAGAUAGCUCAAAUAUUGUUCAAAUUCCAUUAAAAGAAGUUAAAACAAUGACAAAAAGAAUUAAAAUCAAAACCAAUCAAGACUCAUUAUUUAAAUAUGUCAAUUUAUACAACCAAACCUAUCACCACCUUUUAAAUGUUAUAAGAAAUAGAUUUAAACCAAUAAAUAAUAAUAUAAUUGCUACUUCAAUCGAAUCAGUUGAACAGUUUGAAAAGAACCAUAUUAAAUCAAUAAUAUUAUUACCAAAUGUUUUAAUUUCAGAUGAUAAAGAUAUUGAAUUUAUAAAAGAUGAUGACGAAAUUCAAGUAGAAUUUAAAUAA